CGUAGUCCUAGUGGGUUGUGGCCGAGCCUCUGCGGAAGAGGAAAGCGCGGUUUUCGCCGCCCUCUUCCUCUCGCCGGGGUUGCAUCGCUCCUCGCCUGACUGAGGGGCGGGAGGAUGGCACUGGAGGCUCGAGGGAUGGAGCAGGACGUGGAGGACGGGGAGAUUUUGGAUUCCAACUCGGACUGCGAAAUGCCGGUCUCGGCCGCUACCAGGAGCCCUCAGCAGAAACUGCAUGAUAACAACAGCUCAGCCAGGCCUUUCCCAAGCAGCAUUUCACCCUGUACAUUAAAUGUCCCUUAUCGGACAAACAAAAGUGUGGACUCGAGUGAUGAGAGCUUUUCUGAUUCAGAUGAAGAAAGUUGUCUCUGGAAGCGAAAGCGGCAGAAAUGUUCUAACUUCUCCUCCCCUAAACCAGAGCCUUUCCAGUUUGGCCCAAAUCCUCAAAAACAAGUGACUCAAGGGGGUAAAAAGAUCAACAACAUUUGGGGUGCAGUACUUCAGGAGCAGACUCAAGAUGCAAUGGCCUCAGAACUUGGGUUUCUUGGGAUGGAAGGGACCAUUGACAGAAGCCGGGCUUCAGAGACUUACAAUUACUUGUUGGCAAAAAAGCUAAUGAAAGAAUCUGAACCAGAAGUGGCUGAAGCAUUAGACAAACAGCUGGAUGAAUAUAUGCAGGAUGACAAAAAGACAUUAGCAAAAGAUGAGGAGGAAAAUGGACAAGGGCUUUUGAAACGGAAGCGGGCUGUUAAGGAAAGAUUGGGUGAAAAGCAAGAAAUGGAUUAUAAAGGGAGAUACGAGAUUACUGAAGAUGAUCCUGAGGAAAAAGUGGCAGACGAAAUCGCCUACCGACUUUGUGAACCAAAAAAGGAGCUUAUUGCUCGGAUAGUGAAAAUCAUUGGGAAAAAGAAAUCUAUAGAACUACUCAUGGAAACUGCUGAAGUGGAACAAAAUGGAGGCCUCUUCAUAGUGAAUGGCACUAGAAGAAGAACACCAGGAGGAGUUUAUUUAAACUUACUGAAGAAUACACCAAGCAUAACUGGAGAACAAAUCAAGGACAUUUUCUAUAUUGAAAACCAAAAGGAGUACGAGAACAAAAAGGCUGCAAAGAAAAGAAGAAUUCAAGUUCUGGGAAAGAAGAUGAAGAAAGCUAUUAAAGGGCUCAACCUACAAGAAUAUGAUGAUGCUUCCCGAGAGACUUUUGCUAGUGAUACAAAUGAAGCACUAGCUUCUCUGGAUGACUUGCAGGAAGGACAUGGUGAAAUGAAAUUGGAUCCAGAGGAUGCUAUUGAAAUAGAUAACACUCAUGAUUUAGACAUCUUUUAAUGUACUGCAUGUGUGAGAGACCAUAGUUUUUCUGAAAAAUGUUCAAUUGCAGUUUUUUAUAUUAUUUUUCUUUACAUUAGAUGCAGUAGUACAUACUGAAAUCCAGUAAUAAGUUGCAACUAGAGUAGGGCUAUUGGAUCAGUGGGGAUUUGUGAGUCAACACCUAUGUACAUUCCACUGACUAAAUGGGUAUACUUUAGUUACAGCUCACCACCGGAUUUUAGUAACUGUGCCAGUUGUAUGCUGAACAAGGCAUUUGUUUUUCUCAUUUAAUGUUAAUGUGUGGCUUAUCAGCUUAUUUGAGAUCAUGAAUGUUUUUAGAUCUCUCUCCUUUGUUAAAUAACUUACAUGUAUCUUUACUUGGUUACUCAUCAGUUACUCACCUCAGAAUUAGUUCUUGGUAAGAACAAAACUGAAUGUAUAUAUACUGAAUAUAUACAUUCUCUGGAAUGUUCUCAUUCCAGAGUAAUGUUCCUGUGUGAGGCCUACUGUAAGUGCAUGGGAAUAUUUCUUAAUUUAACCAAAGUCAAUAUAUAAUGAAAAGUUUAGGAACACAACAUUGGACCACGGGUGAAAUACAAUAUUCCGUCUGCUUGUAAAUUAAUUUUAAAACUGUCUUUGAAUAGUAUUGUAAGAUUAGAAGAGAAUAUAAUGUAGUGGUAUUGAAUGUUCUUUAUUUGGAUGCCCAUCACUGUAAAAAUAGAAUAUUAUUUCUAAAGGAUUUUAAGGCAUCUUCAGAUUUAUUUCCUGUUUCAAUGAUGAUUUAACAAUCUCAGAGUAGGAUUUUGCUUAUGACUAUGAAGCGCAGCUACUCUGCAUUACAGAUCUAUACAGUUCUAACCUUGCCUUUUGAUGGUGAAUUAUUAGUUCUAAACAGCAGCUUUCAUAAAUAUCUGCCAUGACUUAAUAAAAACAGAACCUUUGUACCACUUUUCCAAUCAUCUACUACUCAUUUCUGGGUUUUGUGUCAAUUCUGUAGUAUUGCAUUGAAUUACAGGAACAUUCCUCAAAUCAUUUGUAUUUAAGCACUGUGACAUGGAUCCAGACUUAAUUAUAUUUUGACUAGGUCCACUGAACCACAAGGCAGUUCAUGAUUAACUUGUCUUGUGUUGAUUUCAGUGGGUCAUCUUACAACAUGGCAAACUCUAGAUCUAGCUUGGUACAGAUAUCCUGUCCCAGUGGGCAGGAACUUGCUUGUACAUUGCCCUGUCUAAAUCUAAGUCUUCUUUGUUUCAUUGCCUUUAGGAAAACGUUCUGGGUUUCAUAGAUAAAAUUGAUUAAAUAUGUUAAGUUAUGCAAA
Molecule: messenger RNA, 2623 nt
Organism: Pogona vitticeps (central bearded dragon)
Lineage: Eukaryota; Metazoa; Chordata; Lepidosauria; Squamata; Agamidae
Gene: PHAX
Product: phosphorylated adaptor for RNA export
Biological process (GO): snRNA export from nucleus
Cellular component (GO): nucleus
Source: RefSeq, a predicted model, not a curated record